CCGCCGCCAGCCCAGUUUCCGCACCCGAAGACUCCGGAGGGGAUGUCGGGGGACGGCUGGCCUUGAACUCCCCUGACUUCUUCCAGGCUGUCCCUGAAGGCUUUUGCAGAAAACCCUUCCCCACCCCAAGAUGGGUCCCGAUGCAGCCGGGGCCUCUUCUUGCCCCCCCUUAAAUCAGCUCCUGGAGAGACGGGCUCUGAAAGGUGUGCUCUUAGCUAACCAGAACGAUGGAAAGCACGGGCAAAGCAAAUAAAAAGGAUAUGGCAGAUGGACCACCAAAAGAAGCGAAGAUGCCUAUCAGCGAAGCACUUCUGGAGUAUCACCAACAAAUAAAGGAAAAUUCAGUGGAACGAUACAUGUUUCAAAUCAAGAAGCUCAGGGAAAAGAACCAAAAGUAUCAAGAAAGAAAUCAACGCUUAAAGGAGGAGCAGAAUUGGCAAAUCAAGAGCCUACUGAAAGAGCUGAGUGAGGAGAAAUCUGAUGGGUCACCAGUUGUAACCAGAGAGGAUGUUGAGGAAGCAAUGAAGGAAAAAUGGAAGUUUGAAAGAGACAAGGAAAAAAACUUGAAAGAUAUGCGUGUACAAAUAAGUAAUGCUGAGAAAUCAUUUCUUCAGAAACUCGGUGAAAAGGAAUAUUGGGAGGAGUACAAGAAUGUAGGGAGCCUACAACAUGCUAAACUCAUUGCCUCCUUACAAAAUGACAUCAAAAAAGUUAAAGACAAUGCACACAGAAUGUCAGAACAGUAUAAACUGACUUUGGAAGAUGCUAAGAAGAGAAUAAACAGAGAAACACUAUUUCAACUGGACCAAAGGAAGGAAUGGUCCACACAGAAUGCAAUAAAGUACAUUGACAGGAGCAACUAUAGAGAGAUCUGGGAGAAUGACUGGCUAAAAAAAGAAAUUGUCAUUCACAGGAAAGAAGUGGAAGAAUUAGAAAAUUCAAUUCAUCGGCUGGAAGAAGAAAAUCUGCUACUUAUUGAGCAAUUAUUCAACUGUCGACUUGUGGAUCUCAAAAUACCCAGGCAACUAUUUCUUACUCAAGCCACCGGGCAGGAAGUGCAAGCUGAGAAGCCUACAGAGUUGCAAAAGAUAUAUAAAGAAGAGGAGUCAAAUUUGCAACCUGUAGAAAGAGACAGAGGGAAAAGGUGGAGCUUAUGUGAGAGCAUCCACAAAGACAGCAUCCAAGAUGCCCAUCCCCUAAAUUUAGACCAGGAAGAUGGCUCAUGCACAGAGUUUAUGAAGAAUUUACUACAUGAAGAUGAACAAGACUUCAAGGAUCAUGUCAACUUGGGCCCGUUGGCAGUGAAACUCAUGUGUGUGGACAGCAAGAAGAUGCCCAUUCAUUUUCAAGAAAAGGAAAUUGUUAUGAAAUUCUAUGAGGAUGUCGGGAGUCCAGAAAGUUAUAUCACAUAUAAGAUGAUGAAGUCUUUUCUCUGAGACUAACACUACAAAGUGAAAACAUCUUUUCCUUAUAAAUUCUUUGUGAAUUGAA
Jaculus jaculus (lesser Egyptian jerboa) is the source of this 1491-nucleotide messenger RNA. RefSeq names its product coiled-coil domain containing 83 (gene Ccdc83). The record is from RefSeq and is a predicted model, not a curated record. Lineage: Eukaryota; Metazoa; Chordata; Mammalia; Rodentia; Dipodidae. Bases 228 to 1436 code for a protein of 402 amino acids. The transcript is spliced from 12 exons.